Messenger RNA from Tarenaya hassleriana, 1182 nucleotides. RefSeq names its product hydroxyphenylpyruvate reductase-like. Bases 24 to 959 code for a protein of 311 amino acids. The transcript has 2 exons. NCBI's taxonomy places the organism in Eukaryota, Viridiplantae, Streptophyta, Magnoliopsida, Brassicales, Cleomaceae. Gene Ontology annotation, molecular function: NAD binding; glyoxylate reductase (NADPH) activity; hydroxypyruvate reductase [NAD(P)H] activity. The record is from RefSeq and is a predicted model, not a curated record. Gene Ontology annotation, cellular component: cytosol.
GUUUUGUAAAAUUUGGGGAGAGAAUGGAGAAGAGCAUCGGAGUGCUGAUGACAUGUUCAAUGUCGACGUACCUGGAAAAGGAGCUCGAGAAUCACUUCACCGUCAUUAAACCAUGGAAGAAUGGGGUCUCUGCCGGCGACUCUAUCAGAGCGGUCGUCUGCAACACGAAGCUUGGCGCCGACGCCCAUCUCAUCGAUUCCCUCCCCAGUCUGGAGAUCGUGUCGACUUACAGCGUUGGAUUGGACAAAAUCGAUCUCCUCAAAUGCAGGGAAAUGGGGAUUAGGGUUACCAACACUCCCGAUGUUCUCACCGACGACGUCGCCGAUUUGGCAAUUGGCUUGAUUCUCGCUGUUCUUAGGAAGAUUGUCGCUGCCGAUGGCUUCUUGAGAAGCGGCCAUUGGCACUCUGCUUCUUUUGGUUUGGGCAGAAAGUUCAGCGGUAAAUCAGUGGGAAUCAUUGGGUUGGGGAGGAUCGGUUCAGCAAUCGCUAAGAGAGCUGCGGCAUUUGGCUGUCCAAUUGGUUACCACUCAAGAACCAAGAAACCAGAGGCCGACGCCGAGGCUUAUAGGUAUUACUCAGACGUUAUAACCCUAGCCAAGGAAUCUGAUAUUCUGGUUGUAGCUUGUGCAUUAACAGAAGAAACCCGGCACAUCAUUGAUCGGAAAGUGAUUGACGCAUUGGGUCCGCAUGGGAUUCUGAUCAAUAUCGGGAGAGGUGGGCACGUGGAUGAACCUGCGCUCGUGGCCGCUCUGCUGGAAGGAAGGAUCUGCGGGGCCGGGCUCGAUGUUUAUGAGAACGAACCUCAAGUCCCGGAAGAGCUGUUGCAGAUGGAGAACGUGGUCCUGGUUCCGCAUGUAGGCAGUGACACAGAGGAAACGUGCAGAGACAUGGCUGACCUUGUCGUUAGGAACUUGCUGGCUCAUUUCAAAAAUGAACCUUUGUUGACCCCUGUUGUGUAAAACCCAGCCUUCUGGAUCAGUGGCAACAGUGAUGAUGUAUUGUGGGAUUGAUGAAAACAAACCCUGUAGCCAGAUCCAUCAUCAUUUAAGCUCGUAGCGUUUAGCUUCUGAACAAUAUGGACAAGAAUGUAGGAGACCAUGGAGAAGAUACCCUUUUUGGGUGGACAAGCACCCAAUCUAAUAAGAGAUUAUUCCAACGAGUUGCCCUGAAACUCGUACUUAA